Messenger RNA from Meleagris gallopavo (turkey), 1750 nucleotides. Lineage: Eukaryota; Metazoa; Chordata; Aves; Galliformes; Phasianidae. The record is from RefSeq and is a predicted model, not a curated record.
CGGGCGCUGAACUAUAGCGGCCCCGGCCUGCAGCAGACGCGGCGGGGCGCGGAGCUCGACGCGGCCCUGCCCGGCUGCGGCUCAGUCCUAAUCGGUCUCCGGAGCCCAGCCGGCAUGGGCUGCUUCUGCGCCGUCCCGGAGGAAUUCUACUGCGAAGUUUUGUUCCUGGACGAGUCCAAGCUGACCCUCACCACGCAGCAACAGGGCAUCAAGAAGUCAACGAAAGGGUCGGUUGUCCUGGGCUACGUAUUUCGUCACUUAAACCUAGUGGAGAUAGAUUACUUUGGACUGCGCUACUGUGACCGAAAUCAUCAAACGGUGAGUAAAAGGCAAGCCAAAUGGGACUUCCCAUUACGGCAAGAAAAUGACAUGGUUGACUCAGCUCCUCAGUGGGAAGCUGUGCUACGGCGACAAAAAGAAAAAAGCCAGGCAGAUCCAAGCUACCGGCGAUCCAGGCACAGAUCUCGAUCUGGGCUGUAUAAUUCCCCCAGUGACCGCAAUAAAUCACCAAAGUUUCCUUAUUCUCGGCGACGGAACCCAUCGGGUGGCAGUGAGAACGAGUGUGGGCAGCCAGUCCGGAGGAGGUAUCAGUUUUUCUUGCAAGUCAAGCAAGAUAUCUUACAGGGCCGCUUGCCUUGUCCAGCCAACACUGCUGCACAGCUGGGAGCGUAUGUAAUUCAGUCUGAGCUGGGGGACUAUGACCCAUAUAAACACACGGCAGGUUACGUCUCAGAGUACCGCUUUGUUCCAGACCAGAAGGAGGAGCUGGAAGAUGCCAUAGAACGAAUACACAAAACUCUGAUGGGUCAAGUUCCUGCUGAGGCAGAAGCAAACUACUUAGAGGUGGCCAAAUCCCUGGAAAUGUAUGGAGUGGAUCUCCAUCCUGUUUAUGGUGAAAACAAAUCUGAGUAUUUUUUAGGAUUGACACCCAUAGGAGUUGUAGUCUACAAGAAUAAAAAGCAAGUAGGAAAAUAUUUCUGGCCUAGAAUUACAAAAGUUCACUUCAAGGAAACACAGUUUGAACUUAGAGUCCUGGGAAAAGAUGUAAGUUUUUAUUUAAAAUUGAGAAGCCCAGAUGUACAAGCUAAAGAAGAACUUUGGAAACAUAUUCAGAAGGAACUUGUGGAUCCAUCUGGACUGUCUGAGGAGCAAUUGAAAGAAAUACCGUACACAAAAAUAGAGACUCAAGGAGACCCAAUACGCAUUAGGCAUUCACAUUCACCUCGAAGUUACCGUCAGUAUCGGCGCUCCCAGUGCUCUGAUGGUGAAAGAUCUGUUCUGUCUGAAGUGAAUGCAAAAAAUGAUCUGGUGCCUCCACUGCCUGUUACACGAUCCUCAGAUGUUAAAGGUCCCAGCAUCCAAUUUACUCAACAGAGACGGAAUGGAUCUAAAGACAGCCUUUUAGAAGAAAAGUCUCAGCUAUCUACUAACAUCGAUAUUAAAACCACCACUAAAACGAUAAAAACUGUACAGGUGUCACGCUUCAAGGUAGAGACUUGACUGCUGCACUGAAGGAUGUUCUUUGGAAGAAUAUGUGUGUGUGUGUUUGUGCGUGCAAGGGAAAGAACUGAAGUUGAAGUGGUGGCAGUUUCUACAGGACAUUCAGAAGCACAGCCUGCUUGCUGGGAAGGCCAAGCAGUGCCUUUAUCACCUGGACCAUUCUAGGGGCAUGACUGAGGAGAAGCUGAUUAGUGAGACAACCAGAAAAUCCUCACAAAACAAAAUGAUCAGCAAUUACAUUUACAAAAAA